Messenger RNA from Purpureocillium takamizusanense, 1821 nucleotides. RefSeq lists its product as uncharacterized. Bases 1 to 1821 code for a protein of 606 amino acids. The record is from RefSeq and is a predicted model, not a curated record. Lineage: Eukaryota; Fungi; Ascomycota; Sordariomycetes; Hypocreales; Ophiocordycipitaceae. The transcript is spliced from 2 exons.
AUGGCCCCGCCCAGCAGCAACAGCUCCCAGCUCGGUGCCGUAUAUCGCGACCUGAUACAGAGCAACUGCCAGACGUACUUGGGCCCCCGCGCCGACUUCGACGUCGUUUCCCAGCUCGACGCCACGGGGACGCUCUGGACGGUCCACGUUCUGCGGCUCCGCACCAGUAGCAGCAGCAGCGGCAAGCGGCGUGCCGUCGUGCUGAGCGGUUCGGCCGGGACGCUCGAGGCCGCGCUCGAGGAGCUGCACAAGAAAUCGGCGCAGGCCGUGGACCAGCACGUCGCCCGCAAUGGCUUCAGCACCAGCAACAACACCGCGACGACGGCUGGCGUAGCUGCUGCCGACUGCGAGUCGACAGAAGCGGCGGCGACAGCGGCUUCGAGGCGUAGUAGCAGGAGCAACAACAAGGAGAAGAAGAAGAAGAACAAGACGAUGCUGUCCUCGAAGCGCAACGGCCGCGCGUCGCGAAGCUCACGCACUCGCCACGGACGGCUCGUCUUCGUCGAUGGAGACGACAACGACGACGACUCGGGGUCUGAAACCGACGACGCGAGCACCAUCACCACCACCACCACCACCGGCGCGAGCCACUGCUCGAGCUGGGACGACUCGGGCUCCGACUCGGGCUCGGGAUCCUCUGGCACCGACUCCCUCGUCGACGACGAUGACGGGCCAUCACGCGGCCCCAGGCCCUGGGCGCAUCAUGUCAACAACAACCUUGGGCCUUGGCCUCCUCACCACCAUCACCAGCAGCCCAGGAUGAUGCGCCAACAGAAUCAUCAUCAUCAUCACAUGCCGCCGCCGCCGUACCCCAUGCAGCCACGACAUGUUGGCCCGACGUGGCCAGCGAGCACCAUGAACACGAACAUGAACAUGAACGUGGCCGGCCCCCCCAUCAUGCCGCCCGCCGCCGCCGCCACCGCCCCCGUCCCUGGCUUCCCUGUAGGCGCCCGGCCCCCGCCGCCGGCCAUGGUGACGCAGACGACAACUAGUAGUAACACGAUGCCCGCCGGUGGCAUGGGCAUCCCUCCGCAGACGCGCGGGAUGCCAAUGCCGCCCCCAAUACCAGUCCUGCCACCGUCGCAACCGCACAAUGCUCGACAGCAGCAGCAACAGCAGCAGCCGCCGCAGCAGCAACAGCAGCAGCCGCCGCAGCAGCAACAGCAGCAGCCGCCGCAGCAUCAACCUCCUCCGCGGGGGAUAUGGCCUCCUCCUCCUCGGCGGUCGCCCAUCAUCCCCGUUGGUCCUCCGACGCACACGCCCAAGUCGUACGCCGACCAAGCACCACCGCCUUCGCAGCCACCACCACCACCCGCCAGAAGCAACACCAGCAGCAGCAGCAACAACAACAACAACAGGCCAACGGCAAUGACACCGCCAUCACCAUCACCACCACCACCACUACCGCGGGCCUCAGACGACAGGUCCACCGUGCUGCUGUCCGUCUCCUGGGGCCGGCAUGGCACGGCCUCCUUCAUCGACCAGUGCGCGCUCAGCGUGAGCGCCAUCCGGGACCUGACCCGGGCCAUGCUCCGCCUCAAGCCCGAGUCCUUCCCCGUGCAACCGGCGGCGCCCUGGGGGCCGCUGCCGCCGCGGCGGCCCAGGGACGACGAGCUCGACAGGCUCGACGUCCAGAUUACCAAGGUCCUGCUCGGCGGCCAGGCGUACCACAUCGGAUCAGCCGCCCAGGACGACAUGUCCGCGCUGCUGAGCUUGCCUGGCCUCUCCAACAAGUCCGGGUCGGCGGCGUCUGACGUUCCACACGUCUUUGUGGAAGUGGCCGACUCCGCCGAGCCGGGUAUUGUCCUCCUGGUUGACUAG